Messenger RNA from Saccostrea cuccullata (small rock oyster), 912 nucleotides. RefSeq lists its product as uncharacterized. The transcript has 3 exons. The record is from RefSeq and is a predicted model, not a curated record. Lineage: Eukaryota; Metazoa; Mollusca; Bivalvia; Ostreida; Ostreidae. Bases 322 to 774 code for a protein of 150 amino acids.
UGUACAAUACUCCCCAUUAUAAUCAGAAAAGAAUAAAUCAUUAAGUUAAAGAAGUUUGGAAGACACAUAGACACUUUUUAAUACGUCAUGAGAUAAAGGCAAAAGAUAUUGGAGUAAAAGGAGUGUCUCGGAAAUACACCUCAGGAAGUCAUCGUAAAUUGUCCGAUAAAAAAAGGAGUAAAAUCGGUAUGCAUUGGAUAACCCAGAGCGCACAUUUAUAAUUUUUCUUUAAAACUGGAUUGUACAUCAAAGUUGUCACAAGUAGGUGAACGUCAGCGACAGGUGUCUGUUGAAACUUGGUAUUAUCAACACUGUACAGGAAUGCAGUUUUCAACUAAAUGUUUUCUGGCUAUUUUGAGCGCCAGUAUCACAGUUAUCAUUGGACAGGACUUACCAAUUAGAUGUUAUCGUAAAAGUGCGACAGAAUUCUUUGGAUGUUACGAGAUAUACUCCCCAAACUGUUACUCUGUACAAAGCUCAAUAAGGAAAUGGAUCGACGCCAAGUGUGCCGCUGGGUUUGACGCUAAAUGUGACGCCAAGUGUGCUGCUGGGUUUGACGCUAAAUGUGACGCCAAGUGUGCUGCUGGGUUUGAUGCAAAGUGUGACUCGAAAAUAAACGUGGCAGUGAAUAGGAAUUACUAUAUAAAAAGACGUACUCUGGCCUUCGAACUCGCUGAUUGUCUCAGAGCCAAAGAAAAGGCAACGUGUGAUACCAAACAAAAAUGUUUCUGGCUUCCCGAGGGCAAUUGUGUUCCAAAAGAUUUGGUUCCUUGAAUACCCUAUUGAAAGGAAAUAAAUGUGCAUAGUUGUGGGAAUUGCUCUAUCCAAUGAUUUCUGUAUAUAUUACAUUAAAAAUUAUUUGUCAGAUACUUCUUUUAUGAUGUAGAAAUAAAGUAAAAAAUUGUCAGCAAA